AUGUCCCGCCGCAGUUCUGUGUCUUCCCAGCAAAAUUCUCGGUCGCUAUCAACAGACGAGCUUCUCACCGUGGAUAGCAAGUUUAUUCCACGCGCCGCAAAGCGCUCCGAUGACGGAUUCCACAAGGCUGGAAGCACCUACUAUUUUCCAAAUGGCGAGAUUUUUCGACCCAGAAACUCUCCGCAUAGAAAAAACCGUCCUGCUCGAUACCCAAAGUCAAACUCACUCAAGGGUUCCUACCAUUACAUUCCUCCGUCCCUGGCACCAGAAACUACUGGUGUACCACCUAAUGCUACAUUCCCCAGUCGCGGCCAUCAUCCCGCCCACGUCAACGGCCAAGGAUAUCCUGCACCAAGUCAGCAAUACCCUAGAAACCAACCUCUGGGCCACCCAGGCGGCCUCUCAAGCCAUCCGAACAGCAACCUAAUUCCUCGCUCGUCAUCUAUGGUUUCCAUGAACUCUUCCAUAUCAAUCCAGACAGCACCACCAUACGUUCCUCGUUCAAGCUCGUUCACAAACGUUAAAAAGGCAUCGCAGCAACACCUCGCACACUCUCUCCGCUCCAACAGAAUAGACACCCCGACAAAUAUCAACAUCCAACAUUUGACUCCCACCACCCUGCAUUCGCCCCGAAUGGCGUCCAAACCAACUUUUCAGUCAAACAAUAUCUUGAGAAACAGCUCAUCGCUCUCGAUCGCUUCAGCAGAACUCCCUGUGGACACACCUACUCACCAUAAUUCCGACUCCAAUCCGUCUAGUCUCUCAAACUACACCCUCAACCGCUCAAUGUCAAACACCCCACAGACUUCUAUCAAUACGUCUGUCGACGACGUGGGCAACCCUUUGACUAAAACACCAAAAUCAGACCCUUCGAGUGAUAUAUCCAAGUCAAACUCAUUGGAGAGUAUCCGUGAAACUGAAGUCAACACUAUCACAAGCAGCGAUGCAGUUAGCUCGCAGAAAUCUUUCACGAUCUCCAAGCCUGUCCUCUCCUCGGUUGAUAGCGAAGAAUCCUCUUCUUUCGAAAGCGCAGUCGAGCCAAAUCUCAGUACAUUGGAGGAAGAAGCAGACAAAGCAUCGAUUCCUGAUACUCACACAGUGACCAUUGAAUCAUUGAGAGAACAUGAGUAUCCGGAAGCAAACUUGGACAUGGAUCUGGUGCACGAGGUUUCUGAAGCUUCUUACGAACCUUCACCAGAGACCGAAAAUCAGUCUGAGGUUACGCCAGUAGAUCCUAAUGGUGUACUGGGUCUGGGUCUGGGUCUGGAUAACGACCUGGAUCACGGUGACGAUACCAACUCGGGAAACUCUCAAUCUGAAUGCGACUCUGCUUCCAGCCGUACGUUAAAUGAGACUCAUUCAUAUGAAGAAAAUGCGGCCGCUAAAAGUAAUCGCGAUGAGUCUGCGAGUGAUGGGCCUGCUAAUAACGUGCCUGAAGAACCAGAAAAUGUGCAGUCAGAUAAAGGGCACUCAGAUGAACAUAAACUAGGUUCAUCUUCCUCCAAUAAGAACGGCUUGACAAUAAGCGUUCCCACGAAAGACGAAAUUGCAUCUCUUCCCUCGCCAAACGAUUUAAAGACACCUAAGGAUCGCAUUACCGCUUCCUCGAGUACAAAAUCAUUUGAAUCGGUAAGCCGAUUGAUUGAAGGUUACCUGAACGAUUACGAGUCUUCUCCAAAUGGAUCUGUUAAAACUCCAAAGACCAACUUUUUUGACUUUCAUAAAGAUGACGCAUUUGAUCGCUUCCUCAAUGACGAACAGGGUACCCCACCUAGAGGUGAUGUCGCCGUUGUUGGUAAUAAAAUCCGCAAGCAUGAACGGUCGGUUUCCUCCAUCAGCUCCUUCAACGAAGUUUUGAAUGAGUCUAAACGUAACUCUCAGUAUGGUGACAUGGGCUCACCAAUUCCUCAUGACAAGAGGCUGCAUAAGGUUUCUCCUGACCGGAAUUCAUUACCUCCUCCAGAUACCUCUAUAAUAGGCUCGUCUCCUCAGUCGAGUAAGAACUCGAUAAUUAGUUCCAAUCCUAAUUUGACAGCGAAGGAAGCUCCUAUGCCCCCUAUUGCACAGGUGCAAUCGGAACAAUCUGAAAUAAGCCAUUCGGAGCUCUUGUCUACUCCUAAAGAUAAAGAUGUGGAAAUCACUGAUUCUGUGAUAAAGGGUAUGCCAUUGGAGUCAUCUCCAGAACCACCGACUCCAAUCUCGAAAGAUAAUACUCCAAAGAAGGUGCCCACUGUUACCAGAUCCAUGUUGGAUGUUGUUGAGGACGUGGUAGAAAAGAAGCCUGAAGACUCGGCGACCAAGAAAGAAUUCACCAUAAACGUUCCAAAAUACAAUAAGGAUUUUGACAAGGCACUUCCUCUUCUGCCAACGGUGAAGCCCAAAGGGAUUAUCACAAACGAAAAAGAAGAGACACAAAAGCCCAAGUCACCCGUCGAACCAAAGGCUCCACUGCCUCGAAAAUCGCCUCUGAAGCCCAAAUCCUUACCAAAUUUGUCACCAUCUACGUCCACGUCCAACUUUAAGCUGUUCUGGAAGAAAUUCAAAGGUGAUAAGCAACCAGUGUCCAAGCCACAAACCAAAGAACGGACAGAGAAAAAGAUCUCUUUCUUUGCAAAGGUACCCAAAUUUCGCCAAAGUGAAGAACGGUUGCCAGUUGUAAAGGAACCAAUUGUUGCUCCGGUACUGCAACCGCCCGCGCGAGAACAGCUGCUAGUACGCAAUUCUAUUUACGACUUGACACUAACGAAGCUUCCAACAAUAGAGGCAGACUCUAGUCUUCUUGAUGAUGUCUUGAACAGCUUUAAUGAGACCAUGGGUUCCGAUCGUGCCAAAGCAGUGGACUCUGAUGGUGUUACCAUGGAACCAUUUCUACGGGACGAUGAAUUGACAAGAGAUCAGAUUGAAGAUCAGCAGAAGCGUGAUCAGAUUCCGAACGAUGAAGCUGAAGACGAGAAUGAAGCUAAUAAUGAGGAAGGUCUGAGCCAUUCGCAAGAUAACUCAGACGAGGCGUAUAUUGAUGAGAAUUUGCGAUACUUGCAAGAGGAGCUACUUUGGCCCAUUGAUUCUGAUUUUAAGGCACUCGAAGACCCAAAGUUCCCAGCGAGACGAAAGUCAUAUGACACGAUCAGACGUUCAAUGGUAUUCGAUGCCGAGCCUGAUUCAGAGACUUUCGUGUUGGAAAACUACGAGUUGAAGAACUUGUUCGAUAACACUACUGAACAACAGCGUAAGCGUUUACCAUUCCACCUCAAGCAUAUUGGGCAAUUCACUGAUUUUGAUCGUCUUGAGAUUCUGGCAGAAAAGUUUUCUAUGACCCCGGUGGUUCCCAAGCCCAAGCCAUGUGCAGCCAUGGCACCAAUUCUCAAGACUAGUGGAACUUCCAAACCACGCAGAUCGGUGGAAUUUUCAAGGAAAAUAUCCAUAACUGAAACGUUCUCUCCUGACUUCUACAAGAGGUACAACAAGUCCUGUGACCCAGUACACCUUGACGGAGUCCGCUCGAGAUUUUGA
Messenger RNA from Meyerozyma guilliermondii ATCC 6260, 3510 nucleotides. RefSeq lists its product as uncharacterized. The transcript has a single exon. Lineage: Eukaryota; Fungi; Ascomycota; Pichiomycetes; Serinales; Debaryomycetaceae. The record is from RefSeq and is a predicted model, not a curated record. The coding region runs from base 1 to 3510 and encodes 1169 amino acids.